This is a messenger RNA of Lotus japonicus, 3830 nucleotides long. RefSeq lists its product as uncharacterized. The coding region runs from base 1041 to 3245 and encodes 734 amino acids. The record is from RefSeq and is a predicted model, not a curated record. Gene Ontology annotation, molecular function: calmodulin binding. The transcript has a single exon. NCBI's taxonomy places the organism in Eukaryota, Viridiplantae, Streptophyta, Magnoliopsida, Fabales, Fabaceae.
AACUACAAACUUCCAACCACUACUCUUUCUGUCCCAAAUGAAAGACAAUCCCAAACACUACACGAACUAAAAACUACUACUAUUCAUGGAAUAUCUUUAAAGCUAUCCAUAAUCCAUCCAUUCACUUUAUCUUUUGACUCUAGUGUAUCACCUCAAACAACAAUAGUAACUAAUUCCUUUGCAGUGAGCACUUUUAGUAAGCGGUAAACAAUUCCCAACCUCAUGAUUAAUAGAUGAUGUAAGCAACCACUACGCUACACCUUGUGGUUCCAUCCAUUCACUUUGAUAAAUUACCUACCAUUGCAAUCACACAACACAAUAACUAUAAAUCUAGUUAUGCAACCCCAUGAUUGAGCAAUUGAUUGGAAACUAAAAGCCGCCAAGGUUAUUUCUUGUGCCUAAGGGUUGCCAUAAUAGAACUUAAUUGCCAUUUAACAAAAGUAUGCCAAAGCAAGUGGAAAACGUGUCUUUCUUAUCCAAAUCAAAGAGAGGGAAAUAUAUAAAUUUGGAGAUUGAUGAGUUGAGGAAUCAAAUCAACUUCAAUAUUGUGAGUGUUUUUGGUAGCUUGCAGCAACAACUAAUAAUACUCAAGCAGAAAGGGUCCCUAAACCCUCUGUCGUUACGUGUCAGCAUGAAAUCCUCAUAUCAGCUGCAUUCAAAUUUUACCAUCUGCCAAACAACUAGAGAGAACAAGCAAAAAGAAAAAUUUCUGCAGGCAAUGCAUAAACCAAGAGAGGAGAAUCUUUCUGGCUGUUUGGGUUUUAGUCCCUCCUUUUCUUUUGCAAUGUGAACUUCCUUUCUGGGAAAGCAACAGCACAAGGUUUCAAUUCUUGUGCUUGAGCUCCACAGAAAGGAAAGCUAAUUUUAAUUCCAACUCCCCCUUAUUCUGGAUUCUGUUUUUGUGUGAAUAGUGUCCAAAGAAAGGUUCCUGGAAAACAAGGUAUCCAAGCUGAUCAAGUCAAAUCUGAUAAGCGCUUGGCAAACUUGAAGCUAGCUCUUUCUCACAGCACGGGGAUGGCAAAAGCAGAGGAACUGAUAGGAUGAAGCAAAUGAAGAAGUCAAGGUCAGUUAAGUUAUCUGAUUUAGAGGUUUUCCGAUCACCAUCUCCAUGGAGGAGCUUAUCACAACCAAGUAAGCCACCACCUCUUGAUGUUCCAGCCACUGAAGCAUCAUCACAAAAGUACAAUCCUUCAGUAAGAAGGUUGCACAAUUACAUGAAGCCUACUUGCAGUUCAGAUGCAAAAAAGGGGCUUUUGCCGGUGAGUAUUCAGAAUACCCAAUCUGGUUCAGAUGGUAAGAAUCUACCACAAAAAUGUUUGAGUAAUUCCUCUGUUUCUAGCAAAAAACCUUCAAAAACUUUGACCAGAUCAUCUACCUUAAAGCCUUGUAGCGGUUAUCCUAUAAAAUCAACAAUAGCAGUUAAGCAAGAAGAUGUUAAUCCACAAGAGAAAGCUACCUGCUCUUCAACUUUGAAAGACUCCAAGUUCCCCACGUACCUCAUGCUUAAUCCUGGGGGUACCGAGUCUGAGGGAACUUCAGUCAUGAAGGUUUGCCGUUAUACAUAUUGUUCUCUCAACAGUCAUCACCAUGCUCGUUUGCCUCAACUGAAUAGCUUCAUGUCAGCCAGGAGGCGUCUUUUGGAAACUCAGAAGAGUGUAAAGCUGGAAGCUCCUAAAAGAUUGAAGGUUCCCUGUGAGACAAAGAAUGCCUCUGAUAUUGACCAGGUAGCCUUUGAUGGAGAACUUGCAAGUGAUGAAGCAGAUAGGGGUAACCCGACACCCUUGUUGCGAGAAAUUGAUAUGGGUUUCUUUAUUGAAAUCUAUGCCAAGGAAAAGCAACAAGCUGGCAGAAUCGGAAGAUUUGAAUCCGUCAAACACGGUGAGGAUCAAGAAGAUAUCAUGUUUGCGAUUGAGGAAAAUGGCAAGGCAGCAGAAAAUGAUGGAGUCAAGCAAGCUAUUCCAAGCGUACCUCAUGAUCUCCCCAAGUCUGAGACUAGUAUUGAGGAGGAUUUGAAAAACUACUUUGAUGUUGCUGCCAUUGAAGAAGAUGCCAAAGGAAGCCUUCAUCAGAAACAGAAUGCUGAAGUUGCAGAUAAGAACCACUCACCCAGCUGGUUUCAUGAAGAAAUAUGCAUGGGAAGCUACUUCAGUGAGGUUAGCUAUGAUGGGGAAUACAUGGAAAAUAUUGAAUUGGAUGAUUCUGAUUCUCAAGAUACAGAUAUGAAUUGGGAGGAGGAACAGUUUAGUGCAUGUGACUACAAACAAGAAAUUGAUUCUUCUGUCAUCAUGCAGAAGACUGGCUCAAAAUUUGAGGCUUCAUCAGAGAGUUUGUGUGGUAUAUCUGAAAUGUGGUUAGAUGACAUCCUUAGCAACCAUUACGCGGACAUUCUGGUUGAAGUAGCACUCCAAGCAGUCAAAGAAGAGAAAAACACCCAUUUUGAAGCGCAAACACAUGGCACUAAGUCUGUCCUGGAAGACAUCGAGUUCAACACUCAAGAAACAGAUCAUUUGUCCAACGCCGCAAGUCAUGAGCAUGACCAAUCUUCAACAGAGGAAGUAUUUGAGCAUUUUACAAACACAAGAGAUAACAAUAGAGAAAGCGAAAAACACAUGGACAAUGAGGUAAGUUGUGCCUCCAAGGUACUUGAUGAAGAUGCAAUUGAAAAUUGUGAAGGCCACACGAACAGUGAAACUUUUGCGAUUGAUGAGAGCUGUGAAGACAGCAACCCAAGCCUAGAGAUAAAUGAUGAAGGACUUAGCCAGGAGAACCUAAUUAACUUGUCUGCUGAGCCCAAAGAAAGUUCCAUUAUUAUUCAGGACCAGGAAUUGUUGGAGGAAGAUCAAGUUAGGGUCAGUAGGUUCCAUACCAGCUGCGUAGAUAGUGAACAGCAGAACACAGGCAAGAACUGGAAAUGGGCAGUUAGGCACAAGAGACCUGACCAAGAUAAUGAGGAAGUGAGAAGGAUCAACCCUCGAAAGCCAAAUUUUCUUCCCUUGAAUCCUGAUCCAGAACCAGAAAAGGUUGACCUGAAGCAUCAAAUGAUAGAUGAAAGAAAACAUGCAGAUGAAUGGAUGCUUGAUUUUGCAUUGAGACAAGCUGUCACAAAACUUGUUCCAGCUGGGAAAAUGAAGGUAGCACUACUCGUGGAAGCUUUUGAAACAGUAAUGUCAAUACCCAAAUGUGAAGCCCAUAUUAGAAACAAUUCACCUUUUGUUCAUGUAAGACCUAUUCAAGCUUGUAGCUAAUGCAUACUGCUGAGGUUAUAACAUAGGUUUCUUCCUUAUCUUAUUAUUUGAGCAAAUAUUAUGUCGAUCAGGAAGCAGGAGAGUAAGAAAACAAGAAGGAAGCAAAUUUUCAGGAGUAUUCUGCAAGCCUACAAACAGUAACCAGUUAUGCCCCUCCUUCUGAAGCAUGGAGAAAACUCAGCUUGCAGGUUUAAGGGACUCAUACAGGAAAGAGAUGGUGGUUCCCAUAAUCUUCGCCAAUUUGUUUAGUGUACUUUGGUAUUUACUUUCUUGAAGUUAUGUUUGAUGCAACAGUACUUCUAUGUUACAAUAAAGGGUACUAAUGCUCUAGACACGUUAUUUUACUUUAUAUGUAUAAAGCACAAGCAUAUAUAAUAAUAUAUACUUUACACGAUUUUUGUUUUCAUUUUUGUUCAAUCUUUUAUCAUCAAGAAUAAAAGAAAUACAAAUAGUACAUGGUUGUCUUGAAUGGAUAAUUCUAAUAAACUGUUUUUUGGUAGUUCACAUGUAUGUGCAGCCGGAAUUAUACACCCUAGUUAGUAACUUAAUACUUGUAUAGACCAAAUAAAACAAACCCUUCUUCUC